CCCAAUACGUGCGCUGUGAGUCGGAGGUCAGCAGCGCAGCAGCAUGGCCGCUCUGUUAAGGAGGUCUCGGAGGUUUGUGGGACAGUGGCACAACCAUGUCGUCUGUGUGCAGGUCUCCAGGUCCAUGGCCUCCAAGACCCAGGUGGGCUUCGUUGGGCUGGGAAAUAUGGGAGGCCCCAUGGCCAAAAACCUCAUCAAGCAUGGUUAUCCAGUGAUCGCCUGUGAUGUGUUUCCAGAGUCCUGUAAAGAGCUUCAGGAGCUCGGAGCUCAGAUCUUGGACUCGCCUGCAGAAGUGGCAGACAAGUCGGAUCGGAUCAUCACGAUGCUCCCCUCCAGUCCUAAUGUAAUUGAAGUGUACACCGGCCCUAAUGGGAUUUUGAAGAAAGUAAAGAAAGGCUCAUUAUUAAUCGACUCCAGUACCAUUGACCCUGCUGUGUCUAAGGAGAUGUCUGUUGCUGCCGAGAAGAUGGGAGCUGUUUUCAUGGAUGCUCCAGUAUCUGGAGGUGUGGGAGCAGCUACGUCUGGUAAGUUGACAUUCAUGGUGGGAGGAGCAGAGGAGGAAUUCACAGCAGCCAAGGAGCUGCUGAGUUGUAUGGGUGCCAAUGUGGUGUACUGCGGUCAGGUCGGGACAGGGCAGGCUGCCAAGAUCUGCAACAACAUGCUGUUGGCGAUAGGAAUGAUUGGGACUGCAGAGACCAUGAACUUGGGCAUCAGACUGGGGCUUGACCCUAAGCUACUAGCAAAGAUUCUCAACAUGAGCUCAGGACGCUGUUGGUCCAGUGACACUUAUAAUCCAGUGCCAGGAGUCAUGGAAGGAGUUCCUUCAGGAAACAACUACCAAGGAGGGUUUGGAACAGCACUAAUGACCAAGGAUCUGGGACUUGCACAGAACACUGCAACAAAUACGAAGACUCCAGUACCACUGGGUUCAGUGGCUCACCAGAUAUACCGCAUGAUGUGUGGACGGGGCUAUGCAGGCAAAGACUUCUCCUCUGUCUUCCAGUUCCUGCGAGAGGAGGAGAGUCAGUAGGGGGCAACAGUUUUCAUCCCUGUACAUAGCCUUUCCUACUCUGCCUACCUCACCGGGAAUUGGUGAGCACAGCACUUGCACAGUUUUUGUGCUAAAUUAAAACGUGUGUCCUCAACGGUUUGUCAAAUGAGUGAGUGAGUAAGUAGCAAGAGAUAAUGUUUCAAAUUAAGUCUGCAACUUGUUUUUGGAAUCAUGUUACCUGUUUCAGCCUGUCCUGUACACGCCACACUCCAAUAUUUGACUCUAGACACUGUGAAGUUAAGGGAGUGGUUGUCUUGAUUUGCUGGUUUUCCGAUUGUGUGACCUUCUAUAGAAAGACCGCUGGUUGUCAAUGUGGUCAUUGUUGGAUCUGCUCUUGUCCCUUCUGUUCAAGAAAUUGAUGGUGACUGCAAUGAGGAAGUGAUGCGUCUAAAUAAACACUCACUGCGUCAGCCAGUGAACCACAACA
Messenger RNA from Astyanax mexicanus (Mexican tetra), 1478 nucleotides. RefSeq names its product 3-hydroxyisobutyrate dehydrogenase b (gene hibadhb). Gene Ontology annotation, biological process: L-valine catabolic process. Bases 44 to 1030 code for a protein of 328 amino acids. Gene Ontology annotation, cellular component: mitochondrion. The transcript has 8 exons. NCBI's taxonomy places the organism in Eukaryota, Metazoa, Chordata, Actinopteri, Characiformes, Acestrorhamphidae. Gene Ontology annotation, molecular function: 3-hydroxyisobutyrate dehydrogenase activity; NADP binding; NAD binding. The record is from RefSeq and is a predicted model, not a curated record.